AUGCUUUCUUCGGGGCUUUCAGACUUUCUUCAGCCGAGAUCACGUCAGAUUCUUUCACGCUUGGACCUUUCUACAUACAAGGUGUUGGAAGAAUCUUUCGUACAUCUUCACUUCCGGCGUGUCUUUGGCGAUUUCAAUAUAAGAUUUUACCGAUUCGUCUUUCUUGGGACUCAAGAUCUUGUCAUUGGAGUUCUUGAAGCAAUUCGAAUUUCUCUUUUCCAGUUCAGGGAUUUAAAAUCUUCUUCCAGCAUAAAGAGAACUCCGAAAUACGACAUCGUGUUAGGUCUUGCAAGCUUGCUUGGACUUCUCUCCUCACCAGCGGCGAUUUCCUCGAACCUUGGUGUUUCUGGGCUAUAA
Dentiscutata erythropus is the source of this 357-nucleotide messenger RNA. NCBI's taxonomy places the organism in Eukaryota, Fungi, Glomeromycota, Glomeromycetes, Diversisporales, Gigasporaceae. The record is from the annotation of a GenBank genome assembly.